Messenger RNA from Rodentolepis nana, 1365 nucleotides. The record is from the annotation of a GenBank genome assembly. Lineage: Eukaryota; Metazoa; Platyhelminthes; Cestoda; Cyclophyllidea; Hymenolepididae.
AUGGCAGAUAACAGUUCAACUGAAAAACUCACUCAUGCUCAGUUACCUCUUCCUAAAGAUGAAAGACUUAAGACAAUUGAUGUUAUUUCUACAAAAGGAAACUCUUUUGAGGACUUCUGCUUGAAGAGAGAUUUGCUUAAGGGUUUAUAUGAAAAGGGUUGGUCGGCUCCUUCCCCGGUGCAAGAAAGCAGCAUACCGAUGGCCCUUACUGGGCGUGAUAUAUUGGCCCGUGCGAAAAACGGAACGGGCAAAACUGGUGCAUAUUUGGUGCCCACUCUUGAACGCAUAGAUCCAAAAAUAAAUAAACUCCAAUCCCUGAUUCUAGUUCCGACUCGCGAGCUGGCACUUCAAACCAGUCAAAUUGCUACUGAUGUUUCAAAAUAUCUCGGAAUCAAUAUCAUGGUUACGACUGGUGGCACUAAUCUUGCUGACGAUAUUGCACGUCUAGAUGGCGCCGUACAUUGCUUGAUAGCGACACCUGGUCGUAUUGUUGAUUUCCUUAAUCGUUCCAUCUUAAAAUUGGAUCACUGCAGUACUUUAGUACUCGACGAAGCUGAUAAGCUUUUGUCUAUUGGAUUUAACGAAAUGAUUUUGAACGUUAUCAAGUCCCUUCCUGAAAAUAAGCAAAUAAUGCUAUAUUCAGCAACAUUUCCUGUUUCGGUACAAUCAUUUACUAAGGCUCACUUGAAAAAUCCAUACGAAAUUAAUCUUAUGGAAGAAUUAACUCUUAAGGGCGUCACUCAAUAUUAUGCUUAUGUUCAGGAAAAGCACAAAGUUCAUUGUUUGAAUACACUCUUCACUAAGCUGCAAAUAAAUCAGGCGAUAAUAUUCUGCAAUACAGCACUGCGUGUUGAAUUAUUGGCUAAGAAAGUAACCGAGCUAGGUUACUCGUGCUAUUACAUACAUGCAAGAAUGUCCCAGUGCUACAGAAAUCGCGUCUUUCAUGAUUUCCGCGCUGGGCAUUGCAGAAAUCUUGUUUGUACCGAUCUUUUUACUCGUGGCAUUGACAUCCCGUCUGUCAACGUUGUGAUUAACUUUGACUUCCCCAAAUAUGCGGAAACUUAUUUGCAUCGAAUCGGACGUUCGGGACGAUUCGGUCAUCUGGGUGUUGCCAUAAAUCUAAUAACUCAAGAGGACUGUAGUGCUCUAAAGGCAAUAGAAACCCAGUUGCAUACUGAAAUUAAGGCUAUUCCUAAGGACAUAGACAAGCGUCUCUAUGUCUCCGAAUACCAGACUGUUUCCAGUCUGGAUGAGGAAACUCGAAGAGCUCUCUCGAUGGGUUUAGGAAUUCCUGAGGAGAGCCAUAGUGAGGUCAUUUCUAGACCCCCAAAUAAUGUUCCUAUUGAAGUCGAGAAUAAAGCUUGA